Molecule: messenger RNA, 1829 nt
Organism: Dunckerocampus dactyliophorus (ringed pipefish)
Lineage: Eukaryota; Metazoa; Chordata; Actinopteri; Syngnathiformes; Syngnathidae
Gene: hhex
Product: hematopoietically expressed homeobox
Exons: 4
Coding region: 156-1007 (283 amino acids)
Biological process (GO): cell differentiation; regulation of transcription by RNA polymerase II
Molecular function (GO): RNA polymerase II cis-regulatory region sequence-specific DNA binding; DNA-binding transcription factor activity, RNA polymerase II-specific
Source: RefSeq, a predicted model, not a curated record
AUAGCGGUCCAGCAGUUGGAACAAGUCGUUUAGGAACUCCUCAAAACAACUACCGAUACUCGAUUGACAUUUUUUUGGACCUAACGGAUACAGCGAAUGUUUUUUAUGCUGGAAAACGUGUGAGAUUUUGUCAAGAUUGAGGGAAGGCAGCCACCAUGAGUGUCCCGCUCUACGCACCGACUCCCAUCCAGCAAGCUCAUCCGACUCCCUUCUACAUAGAAGACAUUCUAGGAAAGAACACCUCUUCUUCUUCUUCUUCCUCAUCCUCGUGCUCCUCCACCACUCCGGUCCUUCCGUCGCCCAACUCUUCCUUUACAAGUUUCAUCUCACCAUACCGGACUCCUCUUUACGAACCAACGCCGAUCCACCCGGCGCUGACCCACCAGGCUGCGGCAGCUUUGACGGCCUCCUACGCCUCCUCCGCCGGGGCUUUCGCCGGUUCCGUGUACCCCUUCCACCACCAGCAGCACCACCGCGCCGUGGGGGAGUACGCCCAGGCCCUGCUAAGGCACGACCCGCUCGGGAAACCCCUGUUGUGGACCCCUUUCAUCCAGCGGCCCUUACAUAAGCGAAAAGGCGGUCAGGUUCGGUUUUCCAACGACCAAACCAUUGAACUGGAGAAGAAAUUUGAGACCCAGAAGUACCUUUCACCGCCGGAGAGGAAAAGACUUGCCAAGAUGCUACAGCUCAGCGAGCGACAGGUUAAAACCUGGUUCCAAAAUCGACGUGCAAAGUGGCGAAGACUCAAACAGGAAAAUCCCCAGGGAACGAAGAGGGAGGAGGAUGUCAGCAGUGCCAAAGGAGAAGGGACGUCCGACCCGUCCGGGGUCCGGGGCCCGGAGCAGAAACAGACUGCAGCCCCCGGCAUGGCUCAGGCGGUCCACAAUGUGCGAUCAAUGUCGCCACAACAGUCCCUCACGGAGCCGGAAUCAAAUAUUUCAGAAGAUACAGACCUGGAACUGGACAUCGAGGACGACCAUGAGGACACAUUGAACCACCAGCUCUGAGUGUGAACACCGUGAGGACUCAGACCGAUGCUGAGAAGCUGACAGAUCCUUCUAUUCCCUGAUGUUAAACGUGGUUCAGACAUGGUGGAUAGGGAGUUUUCUCACAUGCAGCAGUGCCGUCGACAUUUUCUACAUAAGUUGGGAAGAUUGUUACUGUAUCUCAAUGGUACUGUAAAUUAAUAGACUAGAAGCUUGUUCUGUAUGUCGUUUUAAAUGUAAAAGGAUCAUUAAAUAAACAUGUAAAUGUGUAAAUGAGUGUGAUUUCUAUUAAACUGUUUAUUUGUGUGUGAAAAAUGUGCCGCCUUUAGUUAUGGAACUUUACCAGUGAAUUAGUGGAUGUUGAAAUACCACGUGUAGUAUCCGUCCUGUGCGGUGAGGUUCACGGCUGGUGAGGCACUGACUCAUCUGGAGACUGUUUUUUUAAUGUUAAUACAGUUUGCUCAUUAAAAGGAUAACAAGAAAAGGAAGAGAAUACGUGCAUAUGAAGUACACACACCCCAUCCUUCUCCAGGAAAAGCUCUGAUACUUUGUUGUAAAAGUCUGAUUACCUUCUGGUGUCCAUACGUCUUUUACGUUUUUUUUGCGUUAGAGGCAAAAAGAGGAGAUGACACACAAUAAAAGAGUCACUUUUCAAGCAGUUUUAAACCAUAAAAACGGCCAGAAGUGCAUUUGAUAAGAGCUCGGCAUGGAUCUUUUGCAUGUAUUAACAUGCUCGACGGCGAGGAGGAAGCGAGAGAGCGUGGAGGAGUGUAAAUUUUAACGCAUGCACACGCACACACGUGCACACACGAAGUUCAGUUCCAAAUGUGAAAAUAGUGUAAA